UGGGCCUGAAAAUACUUCGGAAUUGAAAACAAAGCCACCAUUUGCUUGGGGCUAAUUUGGGUGUGGGAGUGUGCCUGUGAAAUUGAUACCUGUGUGUGUGUAUGAUUCUGACGCGUCAACAAAUACACAUGACACUAUUAAGUGCUAAUUGGCCAGGCGGAAGUGCAAAAAGUUUAGAUGUGCGUGUGUGAGACCGUUAUGUAUGCCAUAAAAUACUAGUGGCACAGUUUGCGUUAAAAACCCGUUAAUGCUGACUCGUUUGCCUUGCUCCAAUUUGCUCGAAAAAAGCGAAAACUCAUCUAGCAAGCAAACUCAAGAGCAACAACAACAGGUUAAUGCUUCUCAAACAGCUGUUUGCCGGUCUCUCUGGCUCUCCUUUUUGAUCGACAGCGGACAUCAGUGGCUCUCAAAAUGUAGCUCUGGCAAGUGAAUGUAAAACUGCACCAAAGAUGCAUUUCAUUUGAUGUAAGUUCUUUUGUACUCUUCCCAAAUAAAUGAAGCAACCUAAAUCAGGUUUAUUUGCGGUACGCCUGCUGUCUGCCUGUGUUUGUGCACACUUUGCAUAUUUAUGACCAAACUGGUUCUUCUUUUGGCAACGGAACAUCUUUCACUCUUUCCAAGAACAACAUUCUCCUCCGGUCAUCGGUGGUUACAAAAUUUACGCAACAAGCGGCGAUCGCGGUCGCUGGCCUCUCCACUCAACGAGUUUGCUAAAACCCCAAAAAAAAUAGCAGGUGAAAAAAUAAAACAAACACCGAAGCUAUAAGUACGCUCAGAAAAUAAUGAUGUUAAAGGGAUACAUUAUUUUUUAUUCCAUUGAGGCAAAUUAUUUGAAAAGGAAUUUUUAGAAGGAAAGCAAAAAGUUUUUAGCAGAUUAUUAUAUUUUUAAUAUUUUCUUCGUAAUGAAAUACCUUAUGAAAGAGUAUAAGAUAAAGCCGAACCCGCUGUCACCCAUUUUGGAAACCAGAUACAGAUACGGGGACAAAGACAGAUAUACAGAGACAACUACAGAUGCUCGCUGGCUGCUGGGAAGAGUCGCUUCAGUUGAGUGCCUCCAUUCCCCCAGAGCAAACCGUUCCCGCCAGAAGAAAGUAAGAAAACGCAAGAAAUGCGCAGUGGGCUAAUGCUUCGUCCAAUGCUGGUGGUGCUUCUAGUGGGUCACCUAGUGGCUCCAGUGGUGCCAGCUAACCUACUGACCAGCUAUCUGCCCGCCUCCAUGCAGGCCUUGGCAUACUAUAUAGACUUGCUGCAGUACGAGCCACUAUCCAGCACAACAGUGGAGCCUCCUUUCAGUGCGGAUGAUGAAGGAGUGGAAUCAACCACCGCCAGUCCGCGACCAUCCACACCGUUGCCCACGAGAAUGAAAACCUCUACAACAAGGCGACCGAUUGGAGGAGUUGUGUCUGGAUCUGGUGGCAUGGGCUGGUGGCAACCGCCAAGUUGGUGGGAGACCCCGCAUAGAACUUCCACUACCGAGAGACCCACAUCCCCACCCACUUUGCCGCACCGUCCGGCAAUUUUCGCACCAGCCACCCCGCCGGAAAAGUCUCUUGAGGGCAACGAUCUAUUUGCAGAAAUCGGAGAUGAUGAGGACUUUGAUGACCUGUCUUUGUCUUUGAUCCGCGAUAUUCAAAACGAGCGCUACGACUUUACCAACGACGUGGAGUCGCUGGAUAACUUUUUGCGCCUCUACGACGAUAAUUACGGAAGGGCAGCUUUUGGUUCUGAGUCCGCGAUGGAUCGAUGGAGUACCGCCUCGAUAGCUGGCAAAAAGCGGGUUCCCCCCACAAAGCCCUACGUGGAUUUCCUGCUGGUUUACGAUCUUCUAAAGCGCGAUGCCAAGGCGGCGAGUCUGAGCAAGUAUGAGGGAUAUUCCGAGGAUCUGCUGGUGGAGCUGCACGCGUUGUCCCAGGUUUCUGCCGCCAGGCAAUUGCAUACUCUCUUUAAAAGGAUGCUGGACCGGGGCGAUAUCCAGCGCAGUGACGUGGUGGCCCGCGUCCAGGGAAUCGCCAAAGAUCUGGGGAAUCCCAAAAGCGCCACUUCCAAGGCAUUGACUUUUAUUCCCAGCAUGCAGUUUUUACCUUAAGCUCCUAGGAUAAGUUACAAUAAA
Drosophila santomea is the source of this 2110-nucleotide messenger RNA. RefSeq lists its product as uncharacterized. Lineage: Eukaryota; Metazoa; Arthropoda; Insecta; Diptera; Drosophilidae. The transcript is spliced from 2 exons. Bases 1109 to 2086 code for a protein of 325 amino acids. The record is from RefSeq and is a predicted model, not a curated record.